Molecule: messenger RNA, 1192 nt
Organism: Diuraphis noxia (Russian wheat aphid)
Lineage: Eukaryota; Metazoa; Arthropoda; Insecta; Hemiptera; Aphididae
Source: RefSeq, a predicted model, not a curated record
GGCAGAUGACCGAACCGACCACCAGGCGGCGCUUCAGCGCAAGCUCGACGUCGGCGAGUUACGACCGCCGCCGGGUGAAAGCUUGCCGGCGCGCGGCAGACGUACCGCGCGUGCCCUGCCGACCGAACGUCUGAUCGUGUCAUCGCCGCGGCAACUCCUGUGUAUGUUUACCUGUGUAUGCGUGUGUGUGUGUGUGUAUAUAAAUAAGCUCCACCGUCGCAUAGUCGCUGGCCACAGGUUGUACCGCUGAAGAUCUGCGAUCGACUCCGGGAAAUAACGUGCGUUGAACGUCGCCCACGAUCAUGUCGGUGCCGUCACCGUCGCUUUUGGCGUCAACAUCGCGAUAGACGGCGGACGCGUGAGCGUGACACGACAUACUGACAGAGUUAGUUGACGAUACAUUGACGACGACAACGACAACAACGAUGACGAUGAUGAUAUCGUCGGAAAAUGAUUGAAUCGGCAGUCACUCUGUUACACGAGCAGACUGCAGUUUCCUGCUGCCCGACGACGACUUGCAGCUGCAGCCGCACGCAUCAAACUGCGACCUGCCGGUGGUGAAUGCCCGUCGGCUGUAUUAUGCUGUCGUACAUGGCGCCAUCCAUUAGCGACAAGCCGCCAACGGUGCCCAGCCGGCUGACUCUGGAACACAAGUCGUCUGCGGCCACGGCGUACCACCGGUUCAACCGGCCGACGCCCAGUGUCGCAUUCAACUUGCAGCAGCUGGAUGGACACCAACCGCGUGAGGGGUUCGGUGCCUUGCCCUGCCCACCCGUACGGCGAACAAUGGUCAAAGAGGACAGCGCGGGCAGCAUUGCGUCGAGCGUCAUCAUUGACGCCGUGCUACCGGCCACGCACGAGAGUAAACGACCGGCCGCGUCCAAAAGAGUUUCGUUCGGCAGUUCAAAAGGAUCUAUGGUUGAGACAUUGAUAUACGAUAGCCCUCCUGUCCAAGAAGAUACAUUGGAUAUAAGUGAUAUCGACGACUCUGACGGUACUGUUGCGUCCACUAAGGUCCGGGUGAGCUUUUUCGAAUCCGAGAAACCGUGUGUGUUACCUUCACCGCCCAAAUCAUUGGAAAUAUUUGGCGACAGCACGAUGACCACUUCAAGUCCUAUUCUACAAAGGUCAAAUGGCCACGUCCAAACACAGAUUAGGUAAGUGAAGAUAAAUGUUGUAUUAAUGUUAGGCG